Molecule: messenger RNA, 3284 nt
Organism: Poecilia latipinna (sailfin molly)
Lineage: Eukaryota; Metazoa; Chordata; Actinopteri; Cyprinodontiformes; Poeciliidae
Product: transmembrane protein 125-like
Exons: 1
Coding region: 1275-1979 (234 amino acids)
Source: RefSeq, a predicted model, not a curated record
CACUGCCUGCCUCCUGUAGUGCAGUCAUUGUGUUCCCUCGUCUGCAUUGGGGCAAAAUGGGACGAUGUCACCAAUCUCUGUGUCCAAACAUGAUCCAACAGGGCUGCUGUGACCCGUCUUUUUCCCACUGAACCAGACGGGAUGGAAGUUGCUGCGUGAUGAUGAGAGAGGGGCGGGUGAGGGUCCGCCUGGCACCGGGGUGGAGAAUGUAGAGAGGACGCAGACCGUCGAUCGGUGACAGCGGUACGGUCAGAAAACUCAGAGGACGGCCAUGUACAGGGAUUGCGUAAAUAUCGCCGCGGUUUCUCUACCUCCAGACAGAUUCACACUGUGUCAGUCUCUUUGCUCUGCACUGCUGGAUCCUCUUCAGUCCUUUGCCUUCAGCUUGGGAUCAGGAUUCUCUCACACUCAACAUCUUUUCAACCCGCUGCUGCAGAUGAGGAGGCUACUGGACCACUGGAUGUUGUUCUUUUAGGAAAAGUUGUUUUUAACUGCGAAUGAGCAUCAUCCUAUGUAAGGAAUAAACCAAACCCUAGCAACUGGGGAAUGUUCCGAACUAUUAUUUGACCAAAGAUGCAGAGGGAUGGACGACACACGAUUGUCAAAAAACUGAGCAAGUCGAUUUGAAGCAACAGUUAUUGUUUAAGAUCGACUUUUUUGAGCUUUAGAUUAUGUUAUAAGGUUAUUCCCUCAUCGGAGACACACCUGGAGUGUUGCUUUGAUUUUUCCAUGCAUGUUUGAGAAAUCUUUUAAUCUCCCAUGCAACACUUCAGCUGCGCAAAACUCUUGGUGGGACCUAACACCGCAUUCAAGGAUGACGCUCCACCUCAGACGUACAGCUCCCAAGCUUCAGAGCUUCCCCACUCAGCUCCUUCAGACUAGCCAUCAGCAAUUAGCCAACACCUGGUGGAACUGCACAUGUACUGAGCUCGUUAUAGGAGCUACUUAUCAGUAAAACAUUCCUAAAAACACUGUUAAAGUUGUGAUGACGUCCUGAAGGCGGAGUUUCAGAAAGUGAAGGAGUUUCUUAAAGAGACAGAGACCCAAUUCCAAGGUGUUACAUUACAAAAUCAAAUUUCUUUUAAGUCAUAUUUGAUAUAUGUAGCAUUUUUAUAACAACUGAAUGUUACUUGAUUGGGAUAUGAAAUAGUACUAUGUGUCUAGGAAACACAUAAAACUGCAUUUUUUAAAAACUUUUUUCAUGAAUAUAGACCUCAGUCUGGUUAAAGUGUUGCAUUCUGAGCAUUAAUACAGCAUCAGAGUCUUGGCGUGCCAUGCCUGAGAUGCAGAGCCUUUACUACAGCAUGCGUCGGCCCCCAAGCCUCUACCUGGGCCCCUUGGUCGCGCAGCAGCACAUGCUGGAGGAAGAAGUGCAGUUCUGGUGGUUCCGAGACCCCAGACGGUCCUUGUUUUGCUACUGUGCCUCAGUGGCACUCAUACUGGGACUGGGCCUUGGUGGAGUGGGGCUUCUCUCCACCACUAACAGCCUCUCCGUGGAGUGGCGUCUUGGAGUGGGGACCACGCUCUGCCUCCUGGCCCUCGCCGUUCUGCUCAAGCAGCUCCUGAGCUCUGCCAUCCAGGACAUGAACUGCGUUCACAGUCGCCGUCAGAUUGAGCGGCUGCGGAGCGGAGGGAGGGCCGAUCCGGCGCUGAUCCUGGCCGUGGGGCUGGCGGUGACGCUGUGCGGGACGGUCCUGCUCUGCGUGGCCAUGGUGGGCGGCCGGAGCCAUGACAGGAGGGAAAUGUUGGUGUCCGGGGUGGUACUGGUGGCUGCCGGCACCGGUACGGGCCUGGCCGUUGUGGGGUACGGCGUGAUGGUGCAUCUCAAGAGGAGAAGGGAACAGAGGAUGAGGAGGAGACUGAGGGUCAGGAGCACGAGGAGGCUGGGGGGUCACGGCGUCCGAAUGUUCAACGUUUCGCCUCGACAGACGAGUCAAGCCAGGAGAGACGUGUCUACCAGCAGGACAAGUCUGAUCUGAACGGACCAAACUGACCAGAACACAAGGACAAAGCACUGGACUGGAAUAGAAACUUUGCAAUUUGCUUAAGUAAUAAAGAUGAGAAUCUUAUUACAAGUUUCAGUAGUCGCGUUUCCAUUAGUCAAAGUAAAAGCAAAUUGAAAUCAUGAAAACAGGUUUGCUUAAUGGAAACAUGGCAAUUUAGACAGCGAUGUAUUUUGCAAAACUGCAGUGGACCCACUUUUAUCACAUCACGUGAGUCACAUGAUUAACAGCCAGAUGUCUCUACUGGUGGAAACGACAAAGAAUAAGACAGGAAGUGGAUGAUUUUUUUUUUCUGGCUCCACCAGGGCUCUCACAGCAAUUACACAGUUCAUAAAAAGUUGUGUGUUUAAUCCGUAGCUUUUCUGUAAAAUGUAUGACUCCUAAUUUUUCCCCAAAAUGCAGCCGCUCCCAAGUAUAAGGGGCUUUUCGUUCCAACGCCUGAAUAAGACGCUGACAUCUCCUCUCAUUGCCGAUAGAUUCUAUGGUUAAGAGGAAAAUUUCCACACAAUUUAAAGUCAAUUUAUUUCUGCAGAGGGAAAGAUUAUUCAGAAAUGGAAAGCAUUUGGGACAUUUACCAAUGAGGGAGUGGACCAAGUCUGAAACUCAAUAGACCUCAGUUCAUCUGUUAAAUGUGUAAAUAAUUAAGAGGAAAAUGGGGGGGGGAAGAAGAAGAAAAAAAAAAGGUCAAGAGCAACUGAAACGGUUUCCAAUAAAGAAUUUGCCAGAAUCACUUUGGUUUGGAUGAAUGGAAAAAAAAGACAGACAUAUGGGACCAAAACAGACACCGCAGACCCAGGGAUGUACUUUCUUUUUUUUUCCACAGGUAUUGUAAAUAAAGUUUAUGUAAUUUAAGUCAUUUAGAACAUUGCAAUGAAUGAAUUUAUUCAGAGAAAAUUUUAUAUAUGUAAUGUAAAAAAUAAAUGUGAACAUCAAGGUGUGGCAAACGUGAUUCGUUUUUACAUUUUCAAACAUAAUCACCUCGAGACAGAGUUCAGUCAUUCUGAAAACAUAUCCGUAUCUUUCACAUGUGCAUUAAAAUGUUUUAAAGUGUUUAUACUGAGUAUAAUCGGGGUGAGAGGGGGGGGGGGCUUGUGUGGUCUUCAAGCUCUACAUAAAACAGAAAAUACGUGAAUAAAAUCAUUUUAAUUGAAGAACAAAGGGGAAAAAAAGUGCAAUCAGAGGUCAGAGUGCGUACAAGAAGUGCAACUGCAAGCUCAUCGACUUUAUUACUAGACCUGAAAUACCUGAGCCAGUAGAUAUGCCAGACGCUUGUCAUAAAAA